CUCUUUUAACUUCCCCUCCCUCGCCCUCCUCGACUCCGCGGACACACGUCAUUAGAUGUUUGGUGUCGCGGGCUACGUGGACCUGCUGUCGCGAUGCGGCGAAGCGCGGGCGAUUGUGCGGAUCCAGGCGGCGCUGCUUACGUCCGGGCAGCUCCCGCGGAGUGUGGAGCUCCACGACGCGCUCAUCCGGGCCCUCUCCCGCUCCGCGCGCCCGCACCUCGCGCUUCCGCUCUACGCCCACCUCCUCCGCGCCGGCCUCCUUCCCACCCCGCACACCCUUCCUUCCCUCCUCAAGUCCAUGGCGCUGUCCCCGGCAGUACCGGGCGCCGCGGUGCUGGCACUUACCGUGCACACCCACGCCGUCAAGCUCGGUCUGGACCGGUUCGUCCUCGUCAGCAACGCGCUUAUCCGCGUGCACGCGGGCUUCCUCGGCAGCCUCGCCGACGGGCUUCUCCUCCUGCGGACGGCCGCUGCAGUGGAUGCCUCGACGUUCAACACCCUCAUCACCGCCUACGCGAGGGCGGGCCGGCUCGCUGACGCCCGGGCACUGUUUGACGAAAUGCCUGCGAGGAAUGCUGUGUCUUGGAGCGCCAUGGUGAAUGGGUAUGUUCAGGCCGGUGAUGGGAGGGAAGCACUGAGGAUAUUCGCGCGGAUGCAGGCUGAGGAUGUCCGCCCGGAUGACACAGUGCUCGUGGGGGUGCUCGCAGCUUGUGCACAGCACGGGGCACUGGAGCAGGGGAAGUGGGUGCAUGGUUACCUCAAGGCUCAUGGCAUUAAGAUCAACCUGUUUUUUGGCACUGCUUUGGUUGAUAUGUAUUCCAAGUGUGGUGAGGUGCAGCUCGCAAUGGACGUUUUUGAAAGAAUGCAGUACAAGAAUGUGCUGGCUUGGACUACUAUGAUAAAAGGACUGGCAAUGCACGGACGAGGUUCGGAGGCUGUAAUGCUCUUCGCUCAGAUGGAGAGCUCAGGUAUCAGACCGGAUGACAUUGCCUUCAUUGGUGUGUUGUGUGCGUGCACACAUGCAGGGUUGGUUGACAAGGGCCGAGAGCUUUUCGAUUCGAUGGUGAGAAAGUAUGGCAUUAAACCAAAGAUUGAGCACUACGGAUGCAUGGUAGACCUCCUGGCACGAAAUGGCUUUCUUUAUGAGGCCAAAGAGAUGAUUCAGAAAAUGCCCAUGGAACCCGAUGCCUUGAUCUGGGGAGCUCUGAUGGCUGGUUGUAGAUUUCACAAGAAUGUGGAAUUCGCCGAGUAUGUUGCCAAGCAUUGGAUCUUGUUGGAACCUGACAAAAGUGGCGCUUAUGUACUUCUAUCUAACAUUUAUGCUGCAUCAGGUAGGCAUGCUUCUGCUAGGGAAAUCAGGCACCUAAUGCGUGAAAAGGGAGUUGACAAGACACCUGGUUGUAGCACUGUGGAGGUUAAUGGAGUUAUUCAUCAAUUCAUUGUUGGAGAUCUCUCUCAUCCUCGCAUAAAAGAUAUUUUGUCAAAAUGGUAUGAGAUUGAUACUAGAAUUAGAUUGGAGGAGGGUUACAUCCCAGACAUGAAGGAAGUUUUGCUUGACAUCGAAGAAGAAGAGAAGGAGGGUGCUCUUAGUCGGCAUAGUGAGAAGCUGGCAAUUGCAUUUGCUUUGAUUAGUAUAAGUGACAAUAUGCCUAUUCGGAUAUUCAAGAACCUUAGAGUUUGCCAUGAUUGCCAUCAUGUUACCAAACUAAUAUCCAAAGUAUAUGGGAGAGAAAUUGUUGUUAGAGAUAGAACACGCUUCCAUUUGUUCAAAGAAGGCACCUGUUCUUGCAAGGACUAUUGGUAGCAGUUAACACCUUUAUGCUCAAAUCUCUACUGUAUAAAGCACCAGUUUCCAUGGUUCCACAGUCGUGGUUCCCUUUCCCCUCUCGCUUUAUGCAAAAUAAGAUAAAAUUUUGUCGAAGUGUUUUCCGUAGUGACUGAUAAGCUAGCUGCAGAUCCAGGUUUCCCGAAAUCAUGCAAUUCUUCUCUACUUGUGAUAUAUCCGGAAUGUUUUCCGAAAAUAUACUGACGGGACAACCAUUCGAUUUAUGCACCAGGUGUCACAGUUGGGUUUGAAACUUGUGUCACCAGUUCUUAGCUUAUCAACCAUUAGUCCACCACCUAGCUAACUUGUAAAAUGGUGUUCUACGUUCAUAUUUUUCAUUUUUUGCGUAGUGACUGAUAAGCUAGCUGCAGAUCCAGGUUUCCCGAAAUCAUGCAAUUCUUCUCUACUUGUGAUAUAUCCGGAAUGUUUUCCGAAAAUAUACUGACGGGACAACCAUUUGAUUUAUGCACCUGGUGUCACAGUUGGGUUUGAAACUUGUGUCACCAGUUCUUAGCUUAUCAACCAUUAGUCCACCACCUAGCUAACUGUAAAAUGGUGUUCUACGUUCAUAUUUUUCAUUUUUUGUUUUGGCAUCUAUGAGACUCUUGGAAUCAGUUGUGGAACCUCUUCAGGGCUUGUUCAUUUCACCGUUAAUCCAUGUGGAUUGGGCGGUAUUGAGUCGGUUUAAAUCCAUAGCAAGUCAAAAUACAUCUCAAUUCAUUCCAAUACACUUCAAUCCACAUGGAAUUGGAAUAACCGAACAAGGCCUCAGUUUUUUUAUUAUGUCGUCGACUAAGUCAAGCCAACAACAUGAUUGCGCUGCACACAUGUAUUGCUUCCUGCUCCAUAUAUUCCAAUCACCAUGCAAUUACUCACUGGAAUAUGGUGAAAUAUCCUGAGCAAUCAUAUUAUUAGUAAAAGAGACACAUCUUUGCCUUUCAGGACCUGUGUGCUGAAUUGAUCUAUUCACAGCCCUUUUGGGAUGCUCUUAUAAACUUUAUAAUCUUACUGGCUGAAUACUGAUGAUGCGCCAUUGUUUUCUCUCCAUGGAAUUACUGCUCUGACGACCAUAUAUUAUGCUUAGUCAGGAUUCAGGAGUACCUUCUCAUACCGCUCCAAAGGAGAGUGGAGUGUUAUCGCUUCAGCAUGUUUAGAACAGAACAGGUUCUUGUGCUGUCGACGCUGAUUACUUGUUGUUCUUGCCUCUGCUGCAGCAGGCAAACUGAGGGUCUUCUCCAUCAGAGCAGCUCACAGUGGCCUGAGCGAUGCAUCUGUAGAGUCUUCUUCCCCUUCCUGAUAAUGAAGCCCCAGUCACCGGUGCUGCUUACAGCUUCACAGGAGCAACGGCAUCACUCACCAAUAGGAUCCUAACAUCUUCCAAGAAGAUUACUCUUGUCAGGCAUGGCCUAAGCUCAUGGAAUGCAGAAAGCAAUGUCCAGGUUUGUUGGUGGUGUACCGUUAAUUACCCAACAAUUUUCAUUUACAUUGGACAUGAAUGUGGACUGUGAAAUGCAAUUUGCAUGUAGUUAGCUACACGCUGGAAAGUAUGUUCGACCAAUCAUUUUACCAAUUCAUUCGGUCACGAUACCCCCUUUUUAUGAAUUCUAUUAGCUACCGAGUAAAACUAGUUAAAAACAUGUGCCUUCUGAAGUUUAUUGCUGAAAUCGUUGCUUUUGUCUAGGGAAGUUCAAAUCUGUCUGUUAACGGAAACCGGCGCCAAGCAGGCAGAGACUUAACUCCAAGCCUACUGUAUAUCUAAAUGCUGAGCUUAUAAGGAAGUGACACUUGUAUAUGUGCAGGCAACCGCUGAAAUUAUAUGGAAAAAUAAGGAUGAAGCCCUUGUUUUUCUCGAUUCAUUGAAAGAGGCACAUCUCUUCUUCUUAGAGGGCAUGACCAAUGCGGAUGCUAAGAAGCAAUAUCCGGAGCUGUACACCAAAUGGAGGGAGGACCCUGCAAAUUUUCAUGUCAAUGGCAUAUACCCGAUUAGGAAGUUGUGGGGGAUGAUAGCGAGACAAACCUGCGAGCAAAUCUUGCUCACUCCGGGAUAAUACAUCAACCUUUCCUACUUAUUGUCUCCAGGUUCAGGGUGUGCCAUUGUCCUUGACUGAACUCCGGUUUUGACCCUUUUUUUCUCUUUUUUGUGGGACGACAGGGAGAGAACUUCUUGGUGGUUACACACAAAUCCAUUUUGCGCGCGCUCAUCUGCACAGCGCUGGGUAUACCUCCUGAGAGGCAAGUCGUCUGAACUUUUCUGUGGCUCCAAUUCUGGCUAACUUUAUUUGUCCCACGUUCAACGUCUGGAAAUUUUUAAUGAAAUUGUUUGUCAGUGUUAUGUCACCAAGAUUUAUACAAAAAACUUGUUUUUUUUUCCUUUCCUCAAAUACUCCAGCUAGUGAAUAAUAUGCAGGUUUCGUGCCAUUGAUGUAAACAACGGUGGCAUGUGUGUCUUCAGUCUUCACGGUGAACAAGCAAGGAGAAGCUAUGCUUCAAGCCCUCAACAUGACAGCACACAUGUAUAGUGAUCACACCUAUCAGUACUAGUUUUGCCCCUCUCUUGGCAUGACAUUACAUUACCUAUCUUGUAUAUUAUUACACUCCCAUUAGAGAGGACAAGUCAUUACUGAAAUGGCUUUGGUAAAUAUUAAUGUGACCGUAGUGUGCAUAGCAACAGGUUACAGUUAGUCAGUUACACAGAUUGCCCCUGUCGGAUGUGAUUGUCCAAGUGAAUGCAAACUGAAUCAUGUGAAGCCGUUUGAUCUUUGAGA
Zea mays is the source of this 4590-nucleotide messenger RNA. Its product is annotated as pentatricopeptide repeat-containing protein At5g66520. Gene Ontology annotation, biological process: RNA modification. Bases 56 to 1804 code for a protein of 582 amino acids. The record is from RefSeq and is a predicted model, not a curated record. NCBI's taxonomy places the organism in Eukaryota, Viridiplantae, Streptophyta, Magnoliopsida, Poales, Poaceae. The transcript has 2 exons. Gene Ontology annotation, molecular function: protein binding; RNA binding; zinc ion binding.